Messenger RNA from Aspergillus neoniger CBS 115656, 2508 nucleotides. RefSeq names its product putative C6 transcription factor (NirA). The record is from RefSeq and is a predicted model, not a curated record. The coding region runs from base 1 to 2508 and encodes 835 amino acids. Gene Ontology annotation, molecular function: DNA binding; zinc ion binding; DNA-binding transcription factor activity, RNA polymerase II-specific. The transcript is spliced from 7 exons. Lineage: Eukaryota; Fungi; Ascomycota; Eurotiomycetes; Eurotiales; Aspergillaceae. Gene Ontology annotation, biological process: regulation of DNA-templated transcription; DNA-templated transcription.
AUGGAAGACAGCUCCGCGGAGAAGUCGCAAGAGAUGGACGCCACGCCCACCCUGACAGGCUCUCGAGGGAAAGCUUCGACCAGAACUCAAGCUACAAAAUCGGACAAUGGCCCGGCUUCGAAAAGACGUUGUGUCAGUACGGCGUGUAUCGCCUGCCGCAGGAGGAAAUCCAAGUGCGAUGGAAAUCUACCGAGUUGCGCAGCCUGUUCCUCUGUCUAUCAUACAGCCUGCGUCUACGAUCCGAAUUCCGACCAUCGCAGGAAAGGUGUUUAUAAGAAGGAUACCGACGCGUUGAGAACGAAAAACACUACAUUGUUGACGUUAAUACAAGCCUUAUUGAACUACGAAGAAGAGGAUGCAUUCGACUUGGUUCGCCAGAUUCGGUCCUGCGAUAAUCUCGAAGAUGUCGCACAAUCGAUCCUCGGCCAAGGGAGAGGUUCCACGGCAGGCCCUGACGACACAGCAGCUAGCGGAGAUGAAGCCCUAACGCAGACUGACCAGUUCGAGUCGGAGUUAGCAGGGAAGAUGAGUGAGCUUGUUUUGGACGGCUCCCGCAAGUUCAUUGGGGGCACCUCGAACCUCAUCUUCCUGCCUCCCGGGUCGGAGCUGAAUGAAUUUAGAUCAUCUUUAGGUGCCCAGGAAUCGGAUCAGGGCCAUGGUGAUUAUUCCGUCACACGGUGGACCCGUGUUACUCAGGAUGAGAGACUGAUCAGUCAUCUCAUGACAAUGUACUUUACCUGGCAUUACCCGUUCUUCACGACCCUUUCUAAGGAUUUAUUUUAUCGGGACUAUAUACGCGGGGUGCCCAGCCAGUAUUGCUCGACUUUGCUCGUCAAUGCAAUGCUAGCUCUGGGCUGCCAUUUCAGCUCCUGGGAAGGCGCUCGGGAGGAUCCAGAGAAUUCUGCCACGGCGGGCGAUCAUUUCUUCAAAGAGGCCAAAAGGCUAUUCUUCGAGAACGAUGAACACGCGAAUGCAAAGCUAUGCACCGUACAAGCGCUGGCUCUGCUGUCGGUACGCGAGGCGGGCUGUGGCCGCGAGAGCAAGGGCUGGGUCUACAGCGGGAUGAGCUUUCGGAUGGCCUUCGAUUUGGGCCUCAACUUUGACUCGACCAGCCUCGGGGCGCGGGAUCUGGGCGAAGAAGAAGUGGAUGCACGCCGGAUAACAUUCUGGGGUUGCUUUCUGUUCGAUAAGUGCUGGUCUAAUUACCUCGGUCGCCAGCCCCAAUUGGCGGGAUCUAGCAUUAGCGUCCCGAAAGUGGAUAUAUUGCCUAACGAGGAAGCUGAAUUAUGGUCCCCAUACAUGGAUACGGGAAUCUUCCGCCUGUGCGAGAUCAAUGGCGACCUGCUUGUAUUCUUCUACGACCCGACUCCGAAGGAGAAACCCACCACUAAGCAGGCAGAACUCAAGAAACUCAGUGAUCUGCAUACAAGGCUUGAAGCCUGGAAGAAGGAUCUACCAAAGGAACUCAGACCACAAGAGGGCCAGCUUCCUCAGGCACUUCUAAUGCAUAUGUUCUACCAGCUCCUUCUCAUACACCUUUAUCGACCUUUCCUCAAAUACUCCAAAGUCAAUUCUCCACUUCCCCAACAUGUGUCUCCCCGGAAAUUGUGCACACAGGCUGCUUCUGCAAUCUCAAAGUUGCUGAGGAUGUACAAACGGACCUACGGGUUCAAGCAAAUAUGCAACAUUGCAGUCUACAUUGCCCAUACCGCGUUGACUGUACAUCUUCUCAAUCUUCCAGAGAAGAAUGCUCAGCGAGACGUCAUCCAUGGCCUGCGGCAUCUCGAAGAGAUGGGUGAGAGUUGGCUCUGCGCACGGCGCACCCUCAGGAUUCUAGAGAUUUCUGCCAACAAGUGGCAUGUCGAACUGCCGGCAGAGGCUACAGCCACUUUCGAACAAACACAUGCCAAAUGGGGAUACUGGGGCUCAUGGGAUCAAGCGAUAUCUCCUCCGCCUUCCGAGGAGUCACCGCCAGCUCCAACCAUGCAUUAUCCGGUUGCAGAUCCAAGCACGCAGCGGUCAUUGAACGUUCAGCUUGCGCAGGGCGCUACCCGGCUUCCUGAGCCUACGUAUCUCCGGCCCGUAACGAACGCCUAUAAUCAGUUCCAGCCCGUUCCGGUGGCCCAGCAGGAGGUCUGGUAUGCCCCGGACGAAGAACAGAUCCGCACAUUCACCACUGGGCAGAACAUUCCUGCAACCACGACAUCGUCUCCUGUAACACCCUUUGAUGGGCCGGAAAAUCUUGUAGAAGAGAGCCAAGACUGGUGGUCUCGUGAAUCGAGCGCCAUGACCUUCGGAAUGGACCAUUGGGUGCCAGGAUGGAACCCUGGUAUGACUGGGAGAGAACCCGACAUGCGGUUCGGAAACCAUUACGCCAACGUUGGGCAGACAUCGGGAGCCGAGAAUAGCUCUCGACCAACCCCAACGAUGAGGUUUGGGGUUGGAGCACCUCCAGGGAGUGCUAAUCCAGAGCAGCAUCCAGGAAUGUCUGGCUACAGUGGCGUGUGA